AUGGGGCUUUGUACCAAAGCUUCUGCCACUAUCCACCUCAAGGGCGAUGCCGUGCCAAUUUUCCGCCCCAAACGACCGGUUGCUUUCCACAUGAUGAGUACCAUUGAUGAGGAACUCGAGCGUCUCCAGUCAUCAGGUAUCAUUACACCUGUCGAAUUCUCACCAUGGGCAGCACCGAUUGUCGUAGCUCGAAAGCCAAGUGGCAAGAUUAGGAUCUGUGGGGAUUAUUCCACUGGACUCAACGAAGCAGUCGAAGCAAAUAAUUACCCAAUCCCUGAUCCUGAUAGCUUGUUCAGCCGCCUCUCUGACAAGCAAAUCUUUAGCCACAUCGAUCUUUCCGAUGCCUACCUGCAAAUUCCCGUCGACGAGGAGUCCAGCAAGCUACUCACAAUCCACACUCCCCGUGGCUUGUUUCGUUUUAACCGGCUCCCUCCCGGCAUUCGCAGUGCUCCGGGAAUCUUUCAAGAGAUAGUCGAACGGAUGCUUCAGGGUAUUCCGGGUGUCAUUUCUUAUUUCGAUGACAUCUGUGUGGCCAGUUCGGAUGCAGAGGAACAUUUUUCCACGCUCAAGGCAGUUUUUAAACGUCUCCAGGAAUACAAUUUUCGAGUGAAGCUGGAAAAAUGUAAGUUUUUCUCCAAUGAGAUCAAAUUCCUCGGUGUCAUUGCAGAUAGAGAUGGACUGCGCCCUGAUCCUGGCAAGGUAGAUGCUAUUGAGAAGAUGCCAGCUCCCAAAAAUAUCCAGGAACUUCGCAGCUUUCUGGGUGCUGUGCAAUUCUGGGGGAAGUUCGUGCACUCAAUGAGCGAAAUUCGUGCCCCCCUGGACCGUCUUCUCAAGAAAGGAGUUUCAUGGCGAUGGACAAGGGAAUGCGAGCAAUCUUUUAGGAGAUUCAAGGACAUUCUGAGAUCGGACUUGCUCCUGACGCAUUACAACCCGCAUCUUCCGAUCAUUGUUGCCUCAGACGCAUCAUCCCAUGCCAUUGGAUGUGUCGCUUAUCAUGAAUUCCCGGAUGGAAGUCAAAAAGCUUUCUAUCACGCGUCCCGGAAGCUCACGGAUACCGAAUCUCGAUACAGUCAGAUCGAGAAAGAGGCUCUUGGGAUCAUCUUCGCAGUCAAGAAGUUUCACCGCUUCAUUUAUGGGCGCAAAUUCACCCUCCUGACUGACCACAAGCCUCUGGUUUCUGUCUUUGGCAACAAGAAAGGCAUCCCUGUCCAUACUGCAAAUCGUCUCCAACGUUGGGCUCUGAUCCUCCUUGGAUAUGAUUUCGACAUCCGCUACACUUCUACUGACCGAUUUGGACAUGCAGAUGUCCUCUCUCGACUCAUCUCUGCUCAGAGACGCCAAGAUGAUGAGGUGAUCAUCGCCAUGAUUGAGUCAGAGACAGCCCAAGACGAUGCAAUUGCCAGAGAUGCUGCAUCUCAUCUCCCUGUGGACUUCAAGAUGGUUUUGCGUGCUUCUCAGAAUUCUCCAGUACUUCAGGAAGUGGCGAGAUACAUCACUGGAGGAUGGCCAUCUUCACGGAACUCAAUUCAGUCCAGGGAAGUUUCGAAAUUCUUUAGAAUUCGUGAUGCUCUCUCGUUAAUUAAAGGUUGUGUAUUUUACAGGGAGAGGUUGGUCAUUCCUGAAGCAUUCCGAGUCAAAAUACUGAAGCAGCUACACCAGGCGCAUCCAGGCAUGGCUCGCAUGAAAUCCCUAGCGAGAGGAUAUGUAUUUUGGCCUGGAAUGGAUGAGGACAUCGAGCGUCUAGUCCGGAAUUGCCAGGAAUGUGCCACCGCCAGUAAAACUCCCGUAAAAUCACACCUUUCUUCUUGGCCACUCUCUUCAUGCCCUUGGCAACGUAUUCACGUGGAUUACGCCAAGUACAAAAAUGAGUACUUCCUGCUGAUAGUGGAUGCGUAUUCCAAGUGGCCAGAAAUCUUCAGGACUCCAUCCAUGACCACCGCAGUCACUAUCGCCAAACUGCGUGAGUGCUUCGCACGAUUUGGUCUUCCUGAGAUUCUCGUGAGUGACAAUGGCACACAAUUUGCCAGUGAUGAGUUCAGUGACUUCUGCAAGAGGAAUGGCAUCAACCAUAUUCGCACUGCACCCUAUUCUCCAGCCAGCAAUGGGCAAUGCGAACGUUUUGUGGACACUCUCAAGCGCUCAUUGGAGAAACAGAAGUCCCUGUCAAUCGAGGUAGCUCUCCAGCAUUUCCUGGCCAAUUAUCGUGUCACCCCAAACGAAAAUUCGCCAGAAGGAAAAUCUCCCUCUGAGGUGAUUUUUUCACGAAAGGUUAGAACAGUGUUUGACCUUCUCAAGAUACCAGCUGAAGAGCCCACACGAAGGAAUGAGAGAAUGGAAGAAGCAUAUAACCGUCGUCAUGGCACCAAGUCCCGUUCUUUCACAAGGGGGGAGGAGGUGUUUGCAAAAAGAUAUGCUCAAGGGGGUGAGAGAUUCACCUGGGUAUCUGGCACCAUCAUUGAGAGACGUGGAACAGUGAACUACAACGUUAGACUGGCCAAUGGGACAAUUAUUCGAGCCCACAUUAAUCAGCUCAAACGUAGAUAUUCCGAAGCCAGUAGAGUUCCAGAUUCUCUGCCACUCUUCACCACUCCACGAUCCACUCGAUCUCUACCUGAGAAUUUACCAGAGCCUGAAACGCCAGCCAGUCCCAGAACACCACCAAGGACUCCCAAACCUGAACCCAUUACAAUUUCAUCUUCUUCAACCUCGAUUGGUACGCCAUCACCAUUGUCAGAUUCAUCAGCCACACCUGGACAUUCCUCCGGAAACAUUUCGGAUCCAACAACACCUGAGCAGAAUGCAGCAGAGGAUAAUGCGCGCCCAGUUAGGACACCGCUGUAUCGCCGACGCCGCAAUUCUCAAAGGAUUGUCCCUACAAGGCUUAGUGACCGUUUUUGA
This is a messenger RNA of Phlebotomus papatasi, 2898 nucleotides long. RefSeq lists its product as uncharacterized. The coding region runs from base 1 to 2898 and encodes 965 amino acids. The record is from RefSeq and is a predicted model, not a curated record. Gene Ontology annotation, molecular function: nucleic acid binding. Lineage: Eukaryota; Metazoa; Arthropoda; Insecta; Diptera; Psychodidae. Gene Ontology annotation, biological process: DNA integration. The transcript has a single exon.